AAUAGUUACCAGAGGAGCAACUCAGUGCUUCAUCUGUCAGACAGUGAUCAACUUAUUGGACUUGGUAAGGUGGAGGGAUUCAAAUGUGGGCCAAAGAAUGGAGCUAUCUAGUUAUAGGAAAAUACUUAACAUUCUUGUAUAAAUAUUUCAUAAAUAAUGCGGCUUAAGGCCAUAGAAGGAGAUCAAUUUUUGUCAUGAUAAUCAAGAGUCGAUUGCUUGGAUGAAAAUUCACAAAAAUACUGAAAGGAAGAUUAAAACAUUUCUUAAAAUCUUUCUCUAGGCUUCAGUGAAUAUUUUGUAGAACGUAAUUGUUUAAAUAGUUAGAUACAGUAAGACUGGGAUAAUCGACCCCAAUUGUGAUUUGACCUUGUCCUGAGAUGUGGAUAAUCCAGAUCAAUUGUGGAUUGACCUCUUCUUGAGGCAUGGAUAAUCCAGACCAAUUGUGGAUUGACCUCUUCCUGAGGCAUGGAUAAUCCAGACUAAUUGUGGAUUGACAUUGUCCACAUUUGGUUUUUUCAAUCCCAAACAGAGAGAGAGAGAGAAAUACAUUUUGAUCAGAAUCUUCAAACACAAAAAUUUUAUAUUUCUAUUUGUUUUUUCUUGUUUUGUCUUGUCUGCUGAAGAAGGUAUUUUGCCGAAACAUCCGUGUAAUUGUCCUGUCUUUUCAUCUCAAGCCUAAAUAUAUCUUGUUUUAACUAUUUAUUUACUUUACACAUCUUGAACACAGUCACUCGUGUAUUACAAUGAACAAAUCUUGUUCCACUAUUUAUUUACAUUACAUGUCUUGAAUGCAGUCACUCAUGUAUUACCCUGAUUAUCAACAUCUGGAUUGUCCAAUCCCGUAGCAAACCUGGUUCAGUGACUUAGAUACAUCUAUCAUCAUCAAUGGCACUACAGCCCAUGUAGGGCCCUCGCCUAGAUACAUCUAGCAACACAGCUUUCAACCACUAUUUUAUUAGACAAUAGAAAGAAACAAAAGAAAAACCAAACUAGUUGAAACCUUCAGCAUCAACAUACAGCACUGUAUUACAGCUCACAGCACUGUAUUAUAGCUCACAGCACUGUAUUACAGCUCACAGCACUGUAUUAUAGCUCACAGCACUAUUACAGCUCACAGCACUGUAUUAUAGCUCACAGCACUAUUACAGCUCACAGCACUGUAUUAUAGCUCACAGCACUAUUACAGCUCACAGCACUGUAUUACAGCUCACAGCACUGUAUUACAGCUCACAUUCAUUACUUCACAAAUGCCUUACGUUGUUUUUGAUUUUAAACAAGGUUUGUAAAUAAUUUUUAAGGCUGACAGCCCUGUCAACACUCUGUCUAUCAACAUGGUGUCAACACUCUGUCUAUCAACAUGGUGUCAACACUCUGUCUAUCAACAUGGUGUCAACACUCUGUCUAUCAACAUGGUGUCAACACUCCGUCUAUCAACAUGGUGUCAACACUCUGUCUAUCAACAUUGUGUCAACACUCUGUAUAUCAACAUGGUGUCAACACUCUGACUAUCAACAUGGUGUCAACACUCCGUCUAUCAACAUGGUGUCAACACUCUGUAUAUCAACAUAUGUUUACUCUCAUGGCGGCAUCCAUCAAAGUAUUUUGGGGACUUUUUGUAGUCAUGUUUAGAGAUAACAGUACAUUCACUUUAAAUUGUGUUGCUAUUAUCGCGAGAUAACAGUACAUUCACUUUAAAUUGUAUUGCUAUUAUCGCUCUGAAAAUUAAUUUUUCUGUUAUGUGAUCCAGAUUUUGUAUGUUCUGUAUUUCAGACAUCCUGAUUAUCACCAUCUUACAGUAAAUUCAAAAUCACAUUAAUUCUAAACUUGGUCCACUUCAAGCUUAAAAUAUUAUAGCUGAAUAUUGCUAAAAGUUGUUGCUGCCAUUUCCAGGAAUCCACCAACCUCAGUGAAUUCUUUAGCACGUUAUCUGCACUCAGUAGAGAUGAAAGUUUGCGUAGAGGCACAACGUUAUGGAAAACUAUAGUUGAAUGGCUGAAAUCAACGUCAGUUACCAGCAAAUGGGAUGAUAAUCAAGUACUUGCAUUGGCUUUAGAUUAUCUUCAAGCAAAUAAGGAAGGUAAAUUCAACAACACUAAGCACAGUUAUAUCAAGCAAUUUACAACAUUAAGCACAGUCAUAUCAAGCAAUUUACAAUAUUAAGCAGUUAUAUCAAGCAAUUUACAACAUUAAACACAGUUAUAUCAAGCAAUUUACAACACUAAGCACAGUUAUAUCAAGCAAUUUACAACACUAAGCACAGUUAUAUCAAGCAAUUUACAACAUUAAACACUGUUAUAUCAUAUAUUAUAGGAGAGAAGAGCACUGUGGUUGUCGAUGGCUACAAGGUCGUGGGUUUAGCUCGAAUGCUCAUCAUGUUUGCUGAUGUUGAAGAACAGCGUGCAGAGGAAAAUUGUCUAACAGGCCAGGACUUAAUGAAAAAACUGGAGCGCUCACCUUUUGGCAAAAUGUUAGCUGAAAUAUCGGACCUGUUGAGAGACAUUAGAAACCGUGCUUACAUUAAUGUCAGCAAGGUAGAUAACUGUCUGUCACUGCUUUACAGUUUGGCCCUGGAAGCCGGGAGUGAGUUGACUCUGCUUUUCAUUUUAUUGGUUGUCCAAAUGUUUCAGACAUUUUCAUUCUGCAUGUUAUGGCUCUUAUAUAAUUUUGUUCAGAAAUGUUCAUUUAACAUGUUAUAAGCGAUAGGUAUUUUAUAAUUUUGUUCAGAAAUGUUCAUUUAACAUGUUAUAAGCGAUAGGUAUUUUAUAAUUUUGUUCAGGAAUGUUCAUUUAACAUGUUAUAAGCGAUAGGUAUUUUAUAAUUUUGUUCAGGAAUGUUCAUUUAACAUGUUAUAAGCGAUAGGUAUUUUAUAAUUUUGUUCAGAAAUGUUCAUUUAACAUGUUAUAAGCGAUAGGUAUUUUAUAAUUUUGUUCAGGAAUGUUCAUUUAACAUGUUAUGGCUGUUAUAUAAUUUUGUUCAGAUUUGAAAGCCUUCCUCAAUGCAAAAUGCAGAAACAAAUUUAUUUAAACUAUCAAUAUGUGUUUUUAUAUGGAUGAAUGUGCAGUAUGAGUUAUUCUCCACACAUGUUCAGUAUGAGUUAUCCCCCACACAAUACACCAUCGUUCUUUGAUGCUGUAAGUCAAAGUAUUUUUGUUCUUUGCAAUGUUCUCUGUUUACUUGUUCUAAUGGUUGCGAGCGCACAAUGAGAUGUUCCGAUUCCUUUCUUUCAGAACCACAAAACAGUCAAAUUGAUUUACUUUUGAAGAAAACCUUGUCAGCAGUUUUUAAAGAGGUUUCUUAUUUCAUCAAGAACAGGCUCUCUAAUGAUCUGAUCAAGG
Messenger RNA from Lymnaea stagnalis (great pond snail), 3335 nucleotides. Lineage: Eukaryota; Metazoa; Mollusca; Gastropoda; Lymnaeidae. The record is from the annotation of a GenBank genome assembly.